Molecule: messenger RNA, 2334 nt
Organism: Alternaria rosae
Lineage: Eukaryota; Fungi; Ascomycota; Dothideomycetes; Pleosporales; Pleosporaceae
Exons: 2
Coding region: 362-2113 (583 amino acids)
Source: RefSeq, a predicted model, not a curated record
UCUGGACUAGUCGUCUUGGCGCACGCGAGCUCGAGCAUGACGUCGACGCGUCUGUACGUCAACACCAUUUAAACCCAGAACGCAGUCAGGUACUACAGUGCUUGAUGUCUCUGCAACGCACUAAGACACAGCAUGCGCCAGAAGCCUGAUUGGCAGGCCCCACGUCACACGUAGGAAGUGGCAAACUGUUCUACCCAGCCUCCUACAACUACACAAAGGCAGUCAGUGAGACAGUUUGGUUCAUCACUAGACACACCGCUGCCUAAAACUAUAACUACCACUUGCUCUGUAUUGCAUUCUUACCUUGACCCACCCAACCGUCAGCCCUACGUCACAGACCUUGAUACCAUCAACUUAGAAUAUGGGCACACGUUCCCGGCGGCUCGAACACAGCUUGGGAAGUAGCUGGGGCGACGCUGACUACGCAUCCGGCGACGAAGGUUCCAUUCAUUCGGCCAGCGAAGAAGCCAGCGAAUUGGAACUAGAGGACUCUGACAAAGAAACUGUACAAGAACCACGAACGACCGUGACACCCAGACCUAAGCGCAAUCACCUCAGCAAGUCAACACCUACAGCGCAAACGCAGGCUCGGUCCGUGAGGAAGCCAGCGAGUCGGGCCAAAGCCAGUCAGUCGCAAAGGAUAGGAUCCGACAGAACACCGAAACAAGACGCAUCGGAGCCGAGCUUCAUCAUGCCUUCCAUGAGCAAUCCGCAAAGUGGCUACGGUGGCUCGCCAGGUCCGAAGCCUCAGGCGCGGAAUCGAGUAAGAAAUACGACCCAGAACCGCCCAUCAGACUCGCCCCUUGCACCAGGUAGCUCUUUCAUGAAAGGGUCCGCCACCGGGUACCCGCAAGCGCCACAACAGAACCAGGAAGAAGUGAGCCCAUGGCACUACGUGAACCUCUUCUGGAACAACGUCGUCGCACCACUCCUCGCUCACUUUCUAGACAUCUUCUCCUACGCAAUGCGACACUUUAUCAAGCCUUUCCUGGGGGUCGUCCUUGGUGUUGGUAUCCUAGUCUUCAGCAUCCAGCUAGCAUCCGGGAUCCUACGAUCCACGGUAUCUAACGCUGUCAUGGGGCCUGUUUGCGCGAUUCCAGGCUCUUCCUACCUUAUCGCUGCAUGCGCUUCGCUACACACGUCAGAACCUCAAGCCGACUUCGAAGAACUCAUCAAUAUUCAAAGUCGCUUUGAGGAUAUCUUGGAUGCAUCGAAGGAUACGUCUGCCCUGCCGGCCACGAUCAAGAACUCUGAGCUAGCGAUUCGCGAUUUGCGUAUCUUGGUCAAACACUCUCGUCUUCCGAGCCGCAAGGCACUGGACAACGAAUUCGAGUACUUUGUACAAACAGCCAAUGAGGCUUCCGUCGAUCUUUCCCGUUACAACAGUCGUAUAGGAGCAGCUAUGGAUCGUGUAAUUGCGACAAAUACCUGGACCAUGAACGUGUUGUCCGGUAUCUCGGAGAAAGAGGCUUCUAUUGGCGCCGUUGGCCGAGUCAUCAACCAGCUUACGGGUGCGUUUGUUGCGCCGCCGCCAACGCUCCAACAACGUAUUUUCGAUCAGUACGUCUCGCACGUCAGCAAGAACAAAGAUGAAAUUACUCGUCUCAUCGAAACAGCCCAAGCUCUCCUUCUUGUGCUGCACAACCUCGAUGAGCGACUAGGUACCAUCUACGAAAUUGCAACAAGCGAUGAUCAGACUAUAACGGGUAGGCAAGAAGAGCUUCUUUCUAGCCUCUGGACAAAGCUCGGUGGUAACCGCGGCGAUGUAAAAGCCAACACCAAGUCUCUCAAUCUACUUGCCAACAUUGGUGCCUAUCGCAAGAGAGCGGUCAAUCAUGUGUCCGGCACACUUCUCAAGCUACAAGAGAUCCAGGCCGAGUUGGAGAACUUGCGCGAGGGCGUUGCGGCGCCAGAGAUGUUGGGAUAUAGAAGUGAUCUACCUUUGGAGUACCACAUUGAUGCUAUUGGGAAGGGUGUGGAGAGGUUGCAGGUCAGCCGCGGAGAACACAUGAGGGUUGAGGGAGAUACGUAUAAGAGGCUUAUGCGUGGUGGCGAUGAGGCCGAAGGUAGGAGGGAAUUGCCUGGACCGACGGUCACCGUGAGGGCGAAAUAGUAAGAUCGUCUCGACAUUGGGAACCUUGGAUAAACUUGGAUUACUACUUUGAUACUCUUUGACAGCGUUCAUGAGAUUGACUCUACUUUUUGACUUUAGGUUUUCUACUUUGGUACAUCCCUAGAUACCCAUCUCAUCCAUAGCUCAUAACCUCAAUGAAUCAUUCUUUCUUACAAAGUUCAAUACAUCUGCACCUCAACCAAACAUCUCCUUACACCUCC